AUGGCUUCUUCUUCUUCUUUCCAGAUCUACAAGUCCCUUCUCUUUUUCGCCUCCUUGCUGUCUGCUGUGCAGGCACAAAAUGUUGGCACCCAGCAAGCUGAGAUUCACCCCAGUUUGACCUGGCAGACUUGCAGUGGUGGUGGCAGCUGUAGCGCCAACCAAGGUGGAGUCACCGUCGAUGCGAACUGGCGUUGGGUGCACACUGUGGGUGGGUACACCAAUUGCUACUCUGGCAAUAAGUGGGAUACCUCUAUUUGCUCGACCGAUGAGGAAUGCGCUGCAAAGUGCGCUGUUGAUGGAGCUAGCUACUCCUCCACCUAUGGAGUCACCACCUCCGGCAACUCCCUGCGUUUGAACUUUGUCACCCAGUCAGCCCAGAAGAACAUCGGCUCGCGUCUGUACCUCAUGUCCGAUGAGAAUACCUACGCUAUGUUCAAGCUGCUCAACCGUGAGUUCACCUUCGACGUGGAUGUUUCCAACCUUCCCUGCGGUCUCAACGGUGCCGUCUACUUCGUCGCCAUGGAUGCCGACGGUGGUUUGGCCCGUUACCCAACCAACAAGGCAGGCGCGAAGUAUGGUACUGGAUACUGCGACUCGCAGUGCCCCCGCGAUCUCAAGUUUAUCAACGGCUUGGCCAACGUCGAGGGCUGGGUACCUUCCUCCAAUGACCCGAAUGCGGGUGUCGGAAACCACGGCUCCUGCUGCGCGGAGAUGGAUAUCUGGGAAGCUAACAGCGUCUCCACGGCAUUCACUCCUCACCCUUGCAACACUCCUGGUCAAGUGAUGUGCACUGGUGACGCCUGUGGUGGUACUUACAGCUCUGACCGCUAUGGUGGCACCUGUGAUCCCGAUGGCUGUGACUUCAACUCCUACCGUCAAGGCAAUAAGACCUUUUACGGACCCGGCAUGACCGUUGAUACCAACAGCCCCUUCACCAUCGUGACCCAGUUCAUCACUAAUGACGGUACUGACACCGGUACCUUGUCCGAAAUCAAGCGCUUCUAUGUUCAGGAUGGAACCGUGAUCCCCAACUCCGAGUCCACCUGGACUGGUGUUAGCGGCAACUCCAUUACCACUGAUUACUGCGAGACUCAGAAGGAGCUAUUUGGCGACCAGGAUGCGUUUUCCGUUCAUGGUGGCCUGGCUGGUAUGGGUGCAGCUAUGGAUGAGGGCAUGGUUCUUGUCUUGUCUCUGUGGGAUGACCAUGCUGCCAACAUGCUUUGGCUCGACUCUACUUACCCUACCGGUGCUCCUGCCACCCAACCUGGUGCCGCCCGUGGUACCUGCUCCACUAGCUCUGGUGUACCCGCUGAUGUCGAGGCCAGCUCGCCCAAUGCACAUGUUGUCUAUUCCAAUAUCAAGUUCGGACCCCUUGGCUCUACCUUCAACUCCGGCAGCUCUAGUGGUGGCUCCUCCUCUUCUACCAGCACUACCAGUGCGACCAGUGCGACCAAAACUACCACCACCACUAUGAUCACUACCACUACCACUUCCACUACCACUACCACUACCACUUCCUCUGCCAGCUCAACUUCUACCGGCUUGGCUCAACACUGGGCACAAUGUGGCGGCAGCAGCUGGACUGGUCCAACUCAGUGUGUUAGCCCUUACACUUGCUCCAAGCAGAACGACUGGUACUCCCAGUGCUUAUAA
This is a messenger RNA of Aspergillus ochraceoroseus IBT 24754, 1653 nucleotides long. It is a transcript of the gene cbhB, whose product is annotated as putative 1,4-beta-D-glucan-cellobiohydrolyase. Gene Ontology annotation, cellular component: extracellular region. Gene Ontology annotation, biological process: carbohydrate metabolic process. The coding region runs from base 1 to 1653 and encodes 550 amino acids. The record is from RefSeq and is a predicted model, not a curated record. Lineage: Eukaryota; Fungi; Ascomycota; Eurotiomycetes; Eurotiales; Aspergillaceae. Gene Ontology annotation, molecular function: hydrolase activity, hydrolyzing O-glycosyl compounds; cellulose binding. The transcript has a single exon.